Acanthosepion pharaonis is the source of this 3411-nucleotide messenger RNA. NCBI's taxonomy places the organism in Eukaryota, Metazoa, Mollusca, Cephalopoda, Sepiida, Sepiidae. The record is from the annotation of a GenBank genome assembly.
AUGCAUUUCUCUAUUUACCUAUAUCAAUUAUUUAUUUACUUUAAAGUUCUGUACUUGCGUAAGUCAUCUCCAUCUAUCUAUCUAUCUAUCUAUCUAUCUAUCUAUCUAUCUAUCUAUCUAUCUAUCUAUAUAUGUGUGGGUGUUCAUUAUCUAUCUAUCUAUCUAUCUAUCUAUCUAUCUAUACGCUCCGAUAUCUAUCUAUCUAUCUAUCUAUCUAUCUAUCUAUCUAUCUAUCUAUCUAUCUAUGUCCUUUCAACUGUGUGUCUGUCAUCUCUCAAUCUGUUCCUAUCUAUCUAUCUAUCUAUCUAUGUCCUUUCAACUGUCUGUCUGUCAUCUCUCAAUCUGUUCCUAUCUAUCUAUCUAUCUAUCUAUCUAUCUAUCUAUCUAUCUAUCUAUCUAUGUCCUUUCAACUGUCUGUCUGUCAUCUCUCAAUCUGUUCCUAUCUAUCUAUCUAUCUAUCUAUCUAUCUAUCUAUCUAUCUAUCUAUGUCCUUUCAACUGUCUGUCUGUCAUCUCUCAAUCUGUUCCUAUCUAUCUAUCUAUCUAUCUAUCUAUCUAUCUAUGUCCUUUCAACUGUCUGUCUGUCAUCUCAAUCUGUUCCUAUCUAUCUAUCUAUCUAUCUAUCUAUCUAUCUAUCUAUCUAUCUAUCUAUGUCCUUUCAACUGUCUGUCUCUCAUCUCUCAAUCUGUUUCCUAUUCAUCUAUCUAUCAUCUAUCUAUCUAUCUAUCUAUCUAUCUAUGUCCUUUCAACUGUCUGUCUUUCAUCUCUCAAUCUGUUCCUAUUCAUCUAUCUAUCAUCUAUCUAUCUAUCUAUCUAUCUAUCUAUCUAUCUAUCUAUGUCCUUUUCAACUGUCUGUCUGUCAUCUCUCAAUCUGUUCCUAUCUAUCUAUCUAUCUAUCUAUCUAUCUAUAUAUCAUCUAUCUAUCUAUCUAUCUAUCUAUGUCCUUUCAACUGUCUGUCUGUCAUCUCUCAAUCUGUUCCUAUCUAUCUAUCUAUCUAUCUAUCUAUCUAUCUAUCUAUCUAUGUCCUUUCAACUGUCUGUCUGUCAUCUCUCAGUCUGUUCCUAUCUAUCUAUCUAUCUAUCUAUCUAUCUAUCUAUCUAUCUAUCUUACAUAAAUAUCUCUCUCUCUCUCUCUCUCUCUCUCUAUCAUACAUAUUUUUCCAUUAUUAUCUAUCUAUCUAUCUAUCUAUCUAUCUAUCUAUCUAUCUAUUUCAUUCCUUUCAUAUCUAUCUAUCUAUCUAUCUAUCUAUCUAUCUAUCUAUCUAUCUAUCUAUCUAUCUCAUUCCUUUCAUAUCUAUCUAUCUAUCUAUCUAUCUAUCUAUCUAUCUAUCUAUCUAUCUAUCCCAUUCUUUUCAUAUCUAUCUAUCUAUCUAUCUAUCUAUCUAUCUAUCUAUGUCUCUUCCGCUUCUUCUUCUUCUUCUUCUUCUUCUUCUUCUUCUUCUUCUCUCUCUCUGUCAUUUCUCAAUCUGUUCAUAUCUACCUAAGCAUGUUUUUAUCUAUCUAUCUAUCUAUCUAUCUAUCUAUCUAUCUAUCUAUCUAUCUAUCUAUCUAUGUCCGUCUUCAUCUCUCUCUGUCUGUCAUCUCUCAAUUUGCUCAUAUUUUCAUAAACAUCUAUCUAUCUAUCUAUCUAUCUAUCUAUCUAUCUAUCUAUCUAUCUGUGCGUUUGUAUAUUACUAUCACCCUAUUUCUCUUUAUAUAUGUGUAUACCUCACUAUGUCUCUCUCUCUCUCUAUUUAUCUACCUAUUUCCUUCAAUAUAUCUAUUUAUUUACCUAUUUCAAUCUAUCUAUCUAUCUAUCUAUCUAUCUAUCUAUCUAUCUAUCUAUCUAUCUAUCUUGCCCUUUCCAUCCCUAGCUAAGGAAUGGCAGAGACUAAUUCCCAUUACUGGUGUUGAUUUCUUUAUCUAUUUCAUACCGUUCAUUAUCUAUCUAUCUAUCUAUCUAUCUAUCUAUCUAUCUAUCUAUCUAUCCCGGACGAAGCUCCGCCGAAGGUCUAUUCAUAUCUAUCUAUCUAUCUAUCUAUCUAUCUAUCUAUCACAGUUUAUUAAUAUCUAUCUAUCUAUCUAUUCACAUGUAUCUGUCUAUCUCUGUCUGUUUACGUCUCUUUCUAUGUAUAUAUGUCUCAGUCUCUUCAUAUCUAUCUAUCUAUCUAUCUAUCUAUCUAUCUAUCUAUCUAUCUAUCUAUCUAUCUAUCUAUCUAUCACAGUCUGUUUACAUCUAUUACAGUCUAUGCACAUCUAUCUAUCUAUCUACACCUAUUCACAUCUAUCUAUCUCACUCUCUUCAUAUCUUUGUCUGUUUAUAUUCUCUCUCCACCCUCUCCCUCUCUCUCUAUAUAUGUCUCAGUCUCUUCAUAUCUAUCUAUCUAUCUAUCUAUCUAUCUAUCUAUCUAUCUAUCUAUCUAUCACAGUCUAUUUACAUCUAUCACAGUCUAUGCACAUCUAUCUAUCACUGUCUAUUACAAUCUAUCUAUCUAUCUAUCUAUCUAUCUAUCUAUCUAUCUAUCUCUUUUCACAUUUAUCUUUAUAUUUCUCUCUCUCUUUCUCUCUCUCUCUAUAUAUAUAUUUGUGUGUGCGUCUAAGUUUAUUCAUAUCUAUCUAUCAAUCUAUCUAUCUAUCUCAAUCUAUUCACAUUACCUUGUCAGUCAUCUUUAAACUUGUAGAAAAGAGGAAUUUCUGCCCAAAUGAAAAAUAUAUCUGUAUCUAUCUAUCUAUCUAUCUAUCUAUGUUAAUGCCCAUUUAUAUGCCCGUGUUGAAAGUCUAUCAAAUGCAUUCAUCUGUGCAAAGUAGAAGCGUCUUUUGCAGUGAGACUGUGAUGGGAGAAAACCAAGUUGCUGCGGUGGGGGUUUAUUAUCGCGGAGCCUUCGUCCCGUUGCAAACAGCCCGGCGACACAGCUUUGUAUCUGCAGACAUCGUUCGCUGUAAGAACGCGGGGGAAUCAGCUGCGGCGGUUGGCGCCACCUGCCGCCGAUUUGUGCAAAUAUCGAAUCGGAAAGAAGGCUGCAUUUACGUCGGCGUCGAAUGGAAGCUUAUAUACGACGCCAAUCGGAAGAAAGACAGGUUUUGUCAAUCAACGUUAAAAACAAAGAAGUUAUCAGCGUUCAUUUCUUUCUUUCUUUUUUCUUUCUUUAUUUUCUUCUUUCUUUCUUUCUUUUUUCUUUCCAUUCAUUCGAGCAUGAUUUCCAUUGAUCUUAACUUUCCCAAAUUUUCUUUCUUUCUUUAUUCUUUCUUUCUUUCUUUCUUUUUCUUUCUUUCUAACAUAAAUUUCAAUGAUCUUGUUCCCCACAUUUUCUUUCUUUCUAUCUUUCUUUCUAUUCAUUCUAGCAUAAUUUCUACUGACCUUAACAUUCCCAAAUUUUCUUUCUUUCUUUCUUUCUUUCUUUCUUUCUUCGUAAUUUCUUUCCAUUCAUUCUAA